UUUGGCUGUGAGAGUUCUGAGCUGCCUUCUUGAUUGGCUAUAAAUCGCUUCGAUUGGAGUUUUCGGAACUUCAGCCUUAGAGCUGAUGCACUUUGGUCGUAUCGUAUAUUAUAGUCAGGCACACCAACUACUAUACGGAUACCUGCAGUCAAUAGUUCCCAAACCAGAAGCAGUAACUGUCGUCUUUUUCUUUUCGCUCGUUGAAAGAUUUCAGCAUAAUUGCUCUCAUCUACACUAUCGUUCAUUAUUUCGAAUCGAGGACGGCAUUUCACAAUGGUCUCCAAAAAUCGGAUUGGAGUCCUAAUAGCAGGGUUAAUUGGAGUGGCACAAGGAGAAUAUUGGAAUACAACCACAGCGAUCGUGACUCCAAUAACAUCAGAUGGAAACGGGCUUCCUUCAACGUGCGAGCCAAAAACUGUUACUGUCACAUCAUCUAGCGAUGGAUAUGGAUCUUGUCCCACAGAAACUGUCACGUCAACUUCAGUUUCUGUGUUGGCGACUACCUAUUGGGAAACUACUACGAUUGAGUGAGUUUCUGCGGGCAACCUCACAGUUAAGAAAUACUAAUAUGAUUUAGCAAACCAACCACACUCGUCUCAAUCUCCACAUCAACAGUCUAUCAAAAUCAAAACGUGAGCAAAUUUACACAAACCCAGGAACUACCAUUGACGGGAAAUCAGGAUACCCAGACAAUCACUACAACUGUUGGGGGUGGCUAUGGGCCUGGUACUACAGUGAGUUUUGCGCAAUGCUGAGCAUGGAAAGUGGCAUUCAAUUGACUACGGAAAGGUUACUGAGACGGUCACUGUCACCGCGAGCUCCAUCCCGAGUGGUGGAUAUCCUUAUGGAGUAACGACAGUGAGUGUAGUCUUUCUGAGACUUCGGGAAUCGAUUUAUUGACGGACUUUAGAUCACGGAGACGGUCACUCAAAAUCAGACUGUAAGUUCAGGUUUGCAUCUUAUUCACCAUAGCUCAGUUCCUCACGCGUUACUAGAUAACUAAAACCGUCGGUGGUUAUCAAACUGCUAACCAAACUGUACGUCCCCCAAUCAUCGUCAAAAAGUACAGCAGCUAACAUGCAAUAGAUCACGGAGAAGACUACCGAGACAGAGUCCCUCACAACAACGUAAGUAGAUCAAGCGUCACAUAUUCAGUCCUUCAUUCCUUGGCCAAUGCCGGUAUUAGCUGAAGAUUAUGAGAUCAUUUCUUCUUCUAUAAGGCGUGGCAAUUGUCCGUCGCUGGGCUUGACGGCUGAGGUCAAUCGUCAUGUAGAAGGAGAAGCAAAGAAUCAUAAUGCUAAGCUACUUUCGACUCUCCUCAAAAAUUGUUACACAGAAGAUUUGCUAAUAUCUUGGCAUUAGUGUCCCCAGUGUAAUCUCCGUGAUUACUACUACCCUGACGGACGUUAUUACUGUCGUAAGUAUUUUAGGCCAUAGUCAAACUUUUCUAGAGCUGAUAUUAAAAUCACAAAUAGACCGACAUCUCUACAUCGAACCUUACCGUGACAGCUCUCGUUACUGCGGUAUUUAACCCUUCAGGAAGUCCUCAAGUUUGUCGUACUAACUGUCAUGCUAGACUAAAAACUACAAUUUCACUGCCACCGAGGUGGAUCUUACAACUCUAACUAACACUAUUACUGACGAGGAUACUACCACGAGCUUCAUUUGGCAGACUACCAUAUUGACUGAUGUUAUUACGACCUCGAUCCCAUAUACAACAACUCUAAUAAACAGCUAUGGAUAUCCAAUUACAAUGACGAAGUACAUUACCCUGACAACUACUGAACGACACACCUCAAGUUUCACUACUACAACUACUCAGGACCACACAAAAACAAAAUUUAAGACCAUUACAACCACAUGCACGGAGUUUUAUCCCGUUUUAAUAACCAAGACUAUUAGUGGGUCUCUCACGACAAUCACAUCCUAUUCCUCAACAACUUUCACCUCUCUUAUCACUAGAAGCACAACAGAUUACGCGACUGCCACAGUCACAUCAAGCACAACUGAUUACUUACCAACAACGGUAUAUCAACCUACGACAUACACCAUUACCAAAGAUGUGAUUAUCACCUCAUCUUAUCCCGUGACUGUCAUAAACAACUACACAUUAUGGGAAACCACGACGAAAACCGAAGUAUCAAUAUAUGAGACCACCAGCACGGUGACUUCAAUCAGCUCUGUACCCUUACCCACAACAGUGGAUGUUUAUAUAACCACUACCGUUGACCAUCUCUCGACAUCCGUCUCAACAUAUACUUUGAGUACGAGCUAUCCAGUAAUGGUGACUUCGAACUACUCUACGACUUACACUCAAUACACCACCGAGUACUAUACUAGUCGCGAAACAAGUACAUUCUCGACAACUGCCACAGAUACUGAAACAGAUUAUGUCACUAAAACCUCAUAUGUACCUAUCACGACCGUUUCAACAUCGUUAAUAACUACAAGUAUACCUUAUACUGUUAUCUCUUCAACGACAUCGUAUAUAUAUAGCACUCAGACCUCUUUAAUCACAAUUACAACAUUCGUACCUAGCACUGUCACAGAUAUUUCUACUUCAAUCUCGACUUCCGUGUCGGUUUCAGAUGUAUACGUCUACACAACGAUCAUAGAGACCUAUAGCACCACAGACACUUCUUACAUCACGACUUCUUACCCAUAUACCGUGAGUGAGACGGUCAUAAAUGAUAUAACUCACAGCGUCACAGAUUAUACCACUACUACAGUAUUAGAAAUUUUGGUUUUUUUCAGUCUUUCCACUCUCACCACAAGUGUUAUAAUGCCAACUACUACGACGCAAAUUUCACUGAUCCCAACUACGAUCACCGACUCAUACUUUUCCACAGCCACGCUUACACAAACGACCUCGUAUCCAUAUACUGUGGUGUCUUCAACAACAGAAUACAGUUAUAACACUUACACAACAGUCUCAACAUAUACUAUGACGAGUACCAAAACUACUUCUAUUCCAUACACCACAACGACGGAAAUAUUGGUUCCAACUACGACGACAAGUACUUCCUUUGUUCCAACUACGACGACAAGUACUUCCCUCGUUCCAACUACAGUCGUCUCAUCGUAUUUCUCCACUUCCGUUAUGACGCUUUCCACAUCUUAUCCGUAUACUGUAUAUGAAACUCUUAUCAGCUCGACCACUUACUACUCUACCUCGUAUCUAAGCACUACCUACACGACAACUCGGGAAUUAACCUCUGUGUCAACGUUUACUACUCUCGUCCGUCCCCACCUUUAAGCUCCCUUGGAUCGACGGCUAACGCCUUCCUAGGUACCCACGACAACCACAGAGACUAGUGUGAUUACUAGUAGUACUUUGGUGCGCGUCCCUUGCAAGUGAAUACUUUGCAUUAGCUAAUGGGAAGUCCAGGUUCCUACUACCACGACUGAAAUUAGUGUAUCUACAAGUAUCUCGAUUUCUGAUAUCUACUCGACAUAUAGUAUCACCUUGAUAGAAUCGACCACGAUCAGCACCGUCUUGACAGAGGUUCAUCUUUCCACACUAACAAUUUCUACUUCAUAUCCAUAUACUGUUUAUACCACAAUUGUCAGCGAUCAUACGAGUACGUCAACUCAAUAUAUCCCGACAACGUAUUCCCAGGUUAUAUCCGCGACGCAAUAUAUCCCAACAACUUAUACAUCAUUGAUCACUAGGUCUGAAAGUAAGUACUGCUUUCAAGGUAGGUAGACACUCGGCUGAUUUUGAACUAGCUACGACGGCCACAGCAACAGUGACCAAUAGUGAAAGUAAGUAAUUUAUAAAAUUUGAGUAUAAGAUCGAAUGAUUAAUGUGAAACAAAGCGACUACAGCUAGCUACACCACGACCGAUUUUGAGAGUAAGUCCUGAUGACAUAUAUCUUUGACAUACAAAUGGCUAAUAUCCUCAGCUGCUACAACGACCUUGACGUCUGGUAAGUUUUCAAGGUUAUGAAACGUUUAAAAGGUGCUAAUUGUACAGUCAUAACGCUCACUUCGCUCGAUACCAUCACUAUUCCUCCCGUAACGGUCACUACUAUGAUCUCAGGAACUCCAAUCACGAUCACGGAACCUGCGUCAACGAUAGUUGUUACCCAAACGAUCAUCUCAGAAAUAUAUACAACAUCGACACUUACCCUUCCCGCUAGCACUGUGACUUCGGAUAUCUUCAUUACUACUUCAGGUAAUAAAAGAUCACUGAUUGCUAGAUCCUAUUCUGACAACUAAUUAGUUCUCGGUCCAACCAUCACGACUUCAAUAUCAGGAUCUUUGACUACCAUCAUCUUGCCUGGAACUACCUCAGUCUUGACAGUUCCAGGGCCGAAGGUAACUUCUGAUAUAUACGUAACCACUUCACGUAAGUCUUCAAUUAUGUAUACAAAUAUACAUAGAUUAUAUACUGAUAUUUUAAAGUUCCUGGACAAACUGUCACUACAUCUAUAUCAGGAUCUAUGACGACCAUUUCUCUACCUGGAAGCACAGCAACAUUGACACUUUCUGGCCCAACAAUCACAUCCAACAUUUACGUCACUACCUCACGUAAGUACAAUGAUCAUUUCGUCAUCAAGAUGAAUAUUUUGCUGAUAUAACCAAGUUCCUGGUCAAACUAUCACCACUUCGAUAUCGGGAUCCUUGACAACAAUUUCUUUGCCUGGUAGCACGUCGAUUUUGACAGUUUCCGGACCUACAAUCUCGUUACCUGGACCUUUGACAACUAUUACUCUACCUGCAAGUACCUCAGUGCAAACAAUUUCCGGGCCUACAAUUACAACAUCGAUAUUAGGGUCUUUGACCACUAUAAUCCAACCAGGAACUACCUCAAUUAUAACCCUUCCCGGCUCAGUCUUGACUUUGCCUGGGUCGACAAUCCCUGGCCAGACUGUGACCUUACCAGGCUCCACUAUUACUCUACCUGGUUCGUUCACUAUACUGUCAGGACAAACAACUACUAUUCAAGGGUCAACAUUCACAGCUCCAAUGCAGACAAUUACGCUCCCAGGGUCAGUCACUACAUUACCAGGACAAACCAUUACUGUUCAAGCAUCAACUUUUACGGCUCUAGCACAGACAGUUACCCUGGUCGGCUCCGUCACAACACUCCCGGGGCAAAUUACCACUAUUCAAGGAUCAACACUUACAGCUCCAGUAAAAACAAUCACAUUACCUGCAUCCGCGACUACUAUAUCUGGAUCAGUCACCACACUACCAGGACAAACCAUUACUAUUCAAGCAUCAACUUUUACGGCUCCAGCGCAGACAGUUACCAUGGUCGGCUCGGUCACAACACUCCCGGCGCCAAUUACUACUAUUCAAGAAUCAACAUUCACAGCUCCUGGUCAAACGAUCACGUUACCCAGGUCUGUGAUUACACUCCCUGGAUCCGUGUCGACUCUUGCUGGUUCAUUUCCGCUAUCCACGGUAACUCAAUCACUUGCCGGACCUACAGUUACAAAUACACAGGGAGGAUCGACCGUGAUAUCAACUAUACCAGGCGCUAUUAGCGUUUAUCCAACCACCAUCAGCCUUGGGGCAACCUUGAGAGGAUCUACGGCAUAUAUCACUGAACCUGGAUCUACGGUAACUGUAACAGAACUGGUCACCUGUCCAUCCCCUACAAAUUCCGGCCCAGUAACUCCUCAAGACUAUAGUUCGUCAGCAAUCUUUGGAUGUUCACCAGGAUACGUCUGUAACCCGCCCAAGCCUGACCACUGUGCUCUUUGGGCCGAUCCACCUGCCGAAGAUUAUCUUUGCGAAGCCCGAUAUUGUAUCCCUGCUCCUAAUACAACUGAAGUAUACUGGCCACAAAAUCAGACUGGUUAUUACCCACCAACAGCUGGAUACUUCAAUCUUAACCCCAAUGCAUUUGGUCUCAGCUUUGGGAUUUUCAUCGAGAAGGUCAUCACCGAAAUCAUCAUUGGUAAUGAAGGCACCGAAUUAGUCAAAACAGUCACUACUGGUGAUUGGACAUCCCAAACAGGUAUCUCCCACUUCCCAGCCGUAACUCAUACCGGACUUUCCACUCUAGCACUUGCCACACCUUCCGCCCCGUCUCGCCGCGGUCUUUUCCCCCGAAUAUUUGGCAGGAAAGGCAAUUCAGACUCCAUGCAUCUUAACCUCCUCACCAAACGCGAUGAAACUGUCGCCCCUGCAGUCUGCUACGCCACCUGCAACAAUUGCUAUAUCGAAGUACUCAAAGUCGGUAAAUCACCAGCUCUUUGCGCCUCCAAUUCCGCAUUUGAAUCAGAUUAUUCCUCAUGUCAAGCAUGUAUCGAGGCAAAUAGUGUCAAUGUGAAACAAACUUUGCAAGCAUACGUGGAGCCACAAUUCGGACAAUUCUUGGAGUUCUGUAGUGCACAGACACCACAGAGUGAGGUUGCUGGUAGUACGCAAGUGAUUACAAAAACGGCGACAGUUUUGCCUGUUGAUGCGACCACCAGCACAAUCAAGUUGGAAACUAUCACAAGUGCCUCGAGUGCUGUUUUGAGCCUGAGCCCGAGCCCCAGCCAGAGUGUUAGUAUCACGAGCCAAAUCGCACCAGUUGGUGUUUCGACUACAUCUUCACUCCCAAUUUCAACCGCUAGCGCCUCUUCUCCUGUGGUAAUCAGUGUACCUACAGCUUUCGGUAGUGGAACUGCCUCAGCGUCAACAGCAGCCUCAAGUGUCCCCGGCAUAGGCAUUUCCAACUCCGUCUCGAGCUCUGCAACGGCCUUAACAUUAUCCUCAACAUCUGGCUCGGCAUCUGGCUCAGCAACUGGAUCUGAAUCUUCCCUUCAAUCUCGAACCUCAAUCCCGACUCCAACAACGAAAUCAGCUACAAGUUCUUCAUCCACUAGUUCCGGGUCUGCGAGCCCAUCGGGGACCGGUGAACCUUCUCAGAAUGCUGGUUCAAAAUUGAAGCCUUCCAUAUUCUUUAUAUUGGUAGCGAUGAUUGUAGGGAUGAUUGGCUGGUAACAUGCAUGCUUCUUCUUCAUUUUAAUUUUUCAUUCGAAAUUUAGCGUCGCCAUUUUUACAUUCAUCUUUAUGACUGUACGACACGACGAUUACAUUUAACGUAUUAUGACAUAUUCGUUACUGAUUUUAUAUUUCAUUUCCAAUGUCUCCAUCAGAUAUGAACAACAAGAAACAUGACAUAUACGAUCCUUGAUUUAUUAUUUUAAAGGCAACCUCAAUAAUGGAUGAAAUGAUAAUUCACAGUCUUUACGAAAUUUUCGGCAUACAUGAUAUGCACUCACGGUCUUUUAGUAUGAUAUGAAAUGAACGGAUGCAUGGAAACGAUGAAAGAUACCCAACACACACUCAUUCAUGGUGUUACAUUUGAUCUUUAAACGAAAGGAAAGGGAAGGAAUGACAGUUAGGGGUAGGAUCACUUGAUGAGUCUGCUAAGGGAAGGAUAAUCUUUGAUUGUUGCUGAGCAAUCGGAUUAUGGGAAGGAAGAAUUGAGAGAAAGGACAAAGAUGGCUCGACGGGAUAACGAAAGAAAGGCGAUAGGGAGGAGAAAGAAGCAAAUCUCCAAUUCUUAUGUAUAUAUUUAACAGCUUUUAACUUUGAGUCCAGUUUGGACAUUGGUGGUACGAGCGAGCAUCGGAGGAAUGAAAGAAGGAAGUAAUCAGGAUGAAAGAUAAAUGGUUAAGGAUAAAGGAAUGGAGUGAUAAAAGAUAAUAAUAGUAAUAUAUAUAAACUUUUCUUUU
This is a messenger RNA of Sclerotinia trifoliorum, 7683 nucleotides long. The record is from the annotation of a GenBank genome assembly. NCBI's taxonomy places the organism in Eukaryota, Fungi, Ascomycota, Leotiomycetes, Helotiales, Sclerotiniaceae.